Messenger RNA from Corylus avellana, 1339 nucleotides. RefSeq names its product Phosphotyrosine protein phosphatases superfamily protein. The record is from RefSeq and is a predicted model, not a curated record. Gene Ontology annotation, molecular function: phosphoprotein phosphatase activity. Gene Ontology annotation, biological process: protein dephosphorylation. Lineage: Eukaryota; Viridiplantae; Streptophyta; Magnoliopsida; Fagales; Betulaceae.
CUCACCCAUAGGAUUCCACUAUCAAUCCCCAUAUUUAGACACCCAUCCCCCAACUAUUUUAUAUUUCCAGAUUAGGACCUGAAAGGUUCUCGCCCCAAUUUCGUAACUAAUUCCAAUUCGGCCCCGCGGAAUUAUUCUAUAGCAUCCUUUAUUCCUCCGGACGUGAUUUAAGUCGUAUCCGUUGUUCGAUUUGGGCAGAAUCAGUGGAGCUAGGGUUCUGGUUGUUUAUCGGAAUUGGUGCGAUGAAGAUCGAGCAAUUGGACGAGGUAGAGUGUGGAGGGGACGACAGCGUUUUGGGGAGGCAGGUUGUGAGGGUCGACGCCAAGAGAGCGCUGGUUGGAGCCGGGGCUCGGAUCCUGUUCUACCCGACCCUUUUGUAUAAUGUGCUUCGCAACAAGAUCGAGUCCGAGUUCAGAUGGUGGGACGAAGUUGAUCAGUUUCUGCUACUGGGUGCGGUUCCAUUCCCCAAAGAUGUUCCACGGUUGAAGCAGCUUGGUGUUGGUGGUGUUAUCACUCUGAAUGAACCUUAUGAAACUUUGGUUCCGUCGUCCUUGUAUCAUGCCCAUGAGAUUGACCACCUAGUAAUCCCCACAAGAGAUUACCUCUUUGCCCCUUCAUUCGUGGAUAUCAACCGAGCUGUGGACUUCAUUCACCAGAAUGCAUCUUGUGGUAGAACUACUUAUGUUCACUGUAAAGCUGGGCGAGGAAGGAGUACAACCAUUGUUCUCUGCUAUUUGGUGAGGUAUAAGCACAUGACCCCUGUUGAUGCCCUGGAAUAUGUGCGGUCCAGAAGACCUCGGGUGCUGCUAGCCCCCAGACAGUGGAAGGCAGUUCAAGAGUACAGCAAGCGCGAACCAUCUACAAUGUUGCGCUCUCCUUCAGGGGAUGUAGUUCUGAUAACGAAAGCUGAUCUUGAAGGAUAUCAUGGCAAUUAUGAUGGUGAUGCUGGUAGACGGCUGGACAUUGUUCCCGUGGUGAAGGCCCGGCCUAUGAUAGCAAGACUAUCUUGUCUUUUUGCAUCCUUGAAAGUGUCUGGUGGUUUUAUGCCAGAACCAAGGCGACUACCAGUGCCGGAGGCCCGAGCUUGCUAAGCCUUGCUGCACGUCAGGAAUUUGUAAGGAGUUGGUUACUUGUGCCGGAGAGCAUUAUGGAAAUAAGUUUGGAAUUGUUAUUGAUUUUCCAUCUUUGCGGUUGCUUUGUGUUUAAGAGAGAGAGGCAGAGAGAGAGAGAGGUAAAAUGGCAGAGCUCUUUAAGUUUGUGUAUGACACUGGAUUGAUGGGUGAGGCAUGGCUCUGCGAUAGCUUUGUGUUUGAGAGAGACAGGAAUAGAGAGAGAGAGA